Molecule: messenger RNA, 793 nt
Organism: Scleropages formosus (Asian bonytongue)
Lineage: Eukaryota; Metazoa; Chordata; Actinopteri; Osteoglossiformes; Osteoglossidae
Product: centriolin-like
Exons: 3
Coding region: 1-456 (151 amino acids)
Source: RefSeq, a predicted model, not a curated record
AUGUGGGAAUGUGACGGGUCAGCAGGAGGAAAAGGAGCUGAAGUCUUGAAGAACCUGACUGAGCUGGUGCUAGCAGAGAACCCUGUGUCCAACCUGCCCCACUACAGGCUCUUCUUGGUCUUCCACUUGAGGGCUCUAGAGAAGCUAGAUGGGCUGCCAGUCAGCGUGCAGGAGCGAAACAUAGCCCAUCAGCGCUUCCAUAUGGAGGAGGUUGAGCAUCUCGAGCAAGAAUUGGAGAGUCAGCUGGCAGUGAUCGAGAAGCUCAGGGAGGAGCAGACGGCUACGUUACAGGAGCUGGAAAAGCAGGAGACCCUCAACCGGAAUCUGCAGCUCCAGAAUCGUGAGCAGCAGAGCUGCCAGGCUCAGCUAGAGAGGGAACUGGAGACCAAGAACGAGCUGGUACACACGCUCUCUGGCUUUCUCUGGGGCUGGAAGGGCAGCUUGAGAAACAUGUAGCCCAGAUGAGCCAAGCACAAGGGGAGAUGGACCACCUGCAGAGCCUGCUGGGAACCAUGGAUCCUAGUUAUCUACAACAUAUCAGUGAGGUCCCAUCUCUCUUGCGCUAUGCUUAUUAGUACGCUGGUAAACUGCGGUACUUCUGGGCUUUGUGUCAAAAGAACAACGGGUCAAAUUUAGUGUUUCGCAUGCUAAAUGCUUUCCUGUAUGUGCCUGGUUACAAACUUUCAGUGACAGCGAUGAUUCUCAGGGCUCUCAGAACUGUUUCCUUCCCUUACAGUACUCGCAGUAUUAUCUCUAAUAUUUACAUGCUUUGUGAUUUCUCAUCUUUCUUUAC